Molecule: messenger RNA, 2337 nt
Organism: Mauremys reevesii (Reeves's turtle)
Lineage: Eukaryota; Metazoa; Chordata; Testudines; Geoemydidae
Gene: SMYD5
Product: SMYD family member 5
Exons: 13
Coding region: 73-1323 (416 amino acids)
Molecular function (GO): histone H4K20 methyltransferase activity; protein binding
Source: RefSeq, a predicted model, not a curated record
GGCAGGGGCGGGGGAAGAGGAAGACUGGCCCGCUCCCCCCCGCCCCAGGUCAGAGUUGGGAGGGCGCCCAAGAUGGCUGCCUCCACGGGCGACCUGUUCUGCUUCUGUGCGGAUCCCGCGGGCCCGGCCCGGGCCACGGUGGAAGUGAGAUUCAUCAGCAGCCUCAAGGGAAAAGGCUUAUUUGCCACCAGGAAUAUCCAUAAAGGGGAAACGAUCUUCUUAGAAAAGCCUGUGGUGUCAUCCCAGUUCCUCUGGAACGCGCUGUACAGAUAUAAAGCCUGUGACCACUGCCUGCGGGCCUUGGAGACGGCAGAGGAGAACGCGCAGAGGCUUCUGGGGAAAAGCUGUCGGGUCCUGCCUCACCCAGAGCAGUGCAGCAUCCGGAAGGAUUUGCAUCAACACUGCCCCCACUGCCAGGUUGCGUAUUGCAGUGCUGAAUGCAGGCAAUCUGCCUUUGAGCAAUACCACCAGGUGCUGUGCCUGGGCCCCUCCCGAGAGGACCCCAAACAUCCCCUCAACAAACUGCAGGACGCCUGGAGAAACAUCCAUUACCCACCGGAGACUUCCAGCAUCAUGCUGCUGGCGAGGAUGGUAGCCACCGUCAAACAGGCGAAGGACAAGGACUGGUGGAUAAAGCUUUUCUCUCAGUUCUGCAGCAAAACGGCCAACGAAGAAGAGGAGAUCGUCCACAAGCUGCUGGGGGACAAAUUUAAGGGCCAGCUAGAGCUCCUCCGACGGCUCUUCACGGAAGCCCUUUAUGAAGAACAUCUCAGCAGGUGGUUUACUCCAGAAGGGUUCCAGUCGCUGUUUGCCCUGGUUGGAACCAAUGGUCAAGGCAUAGGAACAAGUUCCCUGAGCCAGUGGGUCCAUGCCUGCGAUGCGUUAGAGCUUCCCCCGCACGAGCGAGAGCAGCUAGAUGCCUUCAUAGACCAGCUCUAUAAGGAUAUCGAGAAAGAGACCGGAGAGUUCCUGAACUGCGAGGGAUCCGGCCUGUACGUGCUCCAGAGCUGCUGUAACCACAGCUGCAUCCCCAACGCUGAGACGUCCUUCCCGGAUAACAACUUCCUCCUGCACCUCAUCGCCCUGGAGGAGAUCAAGCCGGGAGAGGAAAUCUGCAUUAGCUAUUUAGACUGCUGCCAGCGGGAGCGGAGCAGACACAGCCGCCACAAGAUACUCAGGGAACACUACCUGUUCACCUGCUCGUGCCCCAAGUGCCUGGCUCAAGCCGACGACGCCAACCUGACUUCAGAGGAGGAGGAGGAGCUGGAGGGCGAAGGAGAGACGGACGAUGCGGAGCUGGAGGAUGAGAUGACGGACGUUUGAUCCUGGGCCUGGGGAUGGGGUUCGGCUUUGUACCGGAGACGGGACCGCGGGGAGGGACUGUGCCUGUGUCGGCCAGGGCUGGCGCGGCGGCAGGGAGAGAGCAUGUUAAGGUUUGGCUAGGUUGGGCAAUGGAGGAAGCGGGGAUCUUCUCUGUUCCUGACCAUCCUUCUGGGGGAGUGUGUCUGUGGUCCCGGGGUCCCCUCUCUCUAGAUAAUGGCUCCACUUGUCCCAACCACUCCUCCGCGGCUGAGGCAGAUAUCCACCCACACAGACAUCGCCUUGGUCUGCUUGUUUGUGUCUGAUCCUGCACACAGAGCAAUAUGCUGGGGAGGGGGGCUGGGGGAGACGACGCAUGCAGGGAAAGUCCCCAGCUCUUCUGAGCACAGCGCACAAACCUUAACGCUACCCUUGUUCCUGAUGCUGGGCAAGCCCCAGCUACACCGGGGCUUCCUCCGGUGUCAAUAUCUAAGUGAUCUGAGAACUUGGAGAGGAGAGUCUGGGGGGAUUUGGGCUCGUGAUUUCCUCGGGGUUGUGGAGGGGGCAGAACAGAGGUUUAACCCAGUGGAGACAGUGACUGUGCAAAGAGGUGGUGGUCUCAUGGACUCGGCAGAAGACUGGGAGCCAGGACUCCUGGGUUCUAGUCCCUGCUCUGUCGCUGACUUGUGGUGUGAGAAGUCACUUACUCUCGCUGUCUCUCAGGUUUAAAAUGGGGGGGGGAUGAUCAGACUUUCCUAGCUUGGGGAGGGGAGGAUUAGCUGCUCAAUAUCUGGCCAGGGCUGAGUAUUUUGAGUCAUAUAUACACACGCACUCUUAGUGCCAGAGGGUGAAGGGUUAAGUAGCUCUGGGGGUGACGGGGUCAGCUGAUGGUGCCUCACACUCCUUGCCCCUGCUGCCCUCAUGGGUUGGCACAGUAAUUCUGUUGUGGUGGUUUCACCACGGGGAGGUCUGUCUGCCCCACCAGGGCAUCGGGCUCAGUGGUACUGACUGGCCUGUGAGGGGCUCCUGAACGGGCCC